Molecule: messenger RNA, 822 nt
Organism: Choloepus didactylus (southern two-toed sloth)
Lineage: Eukaryota; Metazoa; Chordata; Mammalia; Pilosa; Megalonychidae
Gene: OPALIN
Product: oligodendrocytic myelin paranodal and inner loop protein
Exons: 6
Coding region: 148-582 (144 amino acids)
Cellular component (GO): cell-cell contact zone; plasma membrane
Source: RefSeq, a predicted model, not a curated record
GCUUGUCGGAGCUCUCUUGGAACCACCCCUCAUCCUACUGCCCUUGCUCUCCCAGCUGGAUGUUCCUGCAAAUGGGGGAGACAAGCCAAUAACGCCAACAAGAAAGAAGGUUACUGAGGACAGUAUUUGGAGAAGGUUCUUGAGGGGAUGUCAGAAAUGAGUUUUUCCCUGAACUUCACGUUGCCAGCGAACACAACUUCCUCCCCAGUUGUCCCAGGUGGGAAAGAAGCAGACUGCGGCCCGUCUCUUGGAUUAGCAGCGGGCAUCCCAUCCCUGGUGGCCACAGUCCUGCUGGUGGCUUUUCUCUGCACCUUGAUUCACCGAAGAAGAAGAAGCAGUGAGUCCACCGAGGAAAGUGAGAGGCCAUGUGAGAUUUCAGACGUCUUUGACAAUCCCAAGAUAUCUGAGAAUCCUAGGAGGUCACCCACACACGAGAGUACAAUGGGGACAGAAGAAGCACACGUUUACGUGAAGACUGUAGCAGGAAGUGAGGAACCUGUGCGUGACAUUUAUCGCCCUACUGUGGAAGUGGAGAGAAGGCGUGGCUUGUGGUGGCUGAUGCCCCGACUGAGCCUGGAAUGACACUGCCCAGUCAAAGCGUGGCCCUGGAGAUGGAACAGAGCUGAAAAGCCAGGGAAAUGUGCCUGGAAUGAGGAGAGAUGCCAAGUUACUUUUUACUUGAUGGUGGUGAUGGUUCCACAGAAUAUAAUGUGUCAAAACUUAUAAAAUUGCACACCAUAAAUAUGUGCGGUUUAUUAUUUGUCAAUUAUACCUCAAUAAAGCUGUUUAAAAAAAUAACAUCCAAGACACAAAGAGCCAUAA